This is a messenger RNA of Lottia gigantea (owl limpet), 2127 nucleotides long. RefSeq lists its product as hypothetical. Gene Ontology annotation, cellular component: membrane. Gene Ontology annotation, biological process: chondroitin sulfate proteoglycan biosynthetic process; heparan sulfate proteoglycan biosynthetic process. NCBI's taxonomy places the organism in Eukaryota, Metazoa, Mollusca, Gastropoda, Lottiidae. The annotation marks the transcript as partial. The transcript is spliced from 8 exons. The record is from RefSeq and is a predicted model, not a curated record. Gene Ontology annotation, molecular function: protein xylosyltransferase activity.
UAUAAACCUAAAUGUAAAAUAAGUGGUAAAGAUGCUCAGUCAGCGUUAGAAAGAGCUAAAACAGAGAAAUGUCGUCAAGAGAUAGCCGAUGUUGUCUGUUUGGAUCAAGAACAGAAACUCUAUGUUAAGAAAUUACCCAGAUCAUGUCCUGUAGAAGGUGAGUUACAUUUCUCUUUAAAGAAUGCUGCUACAUUAGCUAGUAAAGAUUAUUUAGUUGGUAAAGCUGCUGUCAAAGUUGUUUUUGUUUUAACCUUUAAUGGUAGACAGAUACGUCAAGUCAUCCGAUUAAUACGAGCUAUUUAUCAUCCAGACCAUUUUUAUUAUAUUCAUGUAGAUAAGAGAGAAGAAUAUCUGUUUCGAGAGUUACUCCCCUUAGAGAGCAGACUAUCAAAUAUUAAAUUAGCCAGAACAAGAUUUUCUACAAUAUGGGGUGGAGCUAGUUUAUUACGGGCACAUCUUCAAUUUAUGUCUGAACUUUUAGCUAUAUCGUCAUGGAAAUGGGAUUAUUAUAUUAAUCUUAGUGAAAGUGAUUACCCUAUCAAACCAAUUAAUGAUUUAGUUGCCUUUCUUACCAAAUAUAAAGGAAAUAAUUUCCUGAAAUCUCAUGGCUCGGAUACCCACAGGUUUAUCCAAAAACAAGGUUUAGAACAGACAUUUUAUGAAUGUGACAACCAUUUGUGGCGUUUAGGACCCAGGAAACUGCCUACUGGUAUAAGAAUAGAUGGUGGUAGUGAUUGGAUUGGUAUUUAUAGAGAAUUAGCUGAGUUUGUUAUAUUAGAAAAUGAUGAGCUAUUGAAAGGGUUGAAAGGUUCAUUUCAAUAUACUCUUCUACCUGUGGAGUCAUUCUUCCAUACAUAUAGUCAGAAUAGUCGUUUCUGUGAUAAAAUAAUAGAUAAUAAUUUACAUUUGACUAAUUGGAGACGUAAACAGGGUUGUAAAUGUCAAUAUAAACAUAUUGUUGAUUGGUGUGGUUGUUCACCUAAUGAUUUUAAAACUUCAGAUUUAGAUAAAUUAAUGAAUUAUGAAGAUAAAGCUGUAUUUUUUGCACGUAAAUUUGAAGCUGUUGUCAAUCAAGAAAUAAUAAAUAGUUUAGAUGUAUAUUUAUUUGGAGAUUUUAAACAAGAUAUGACAGCUUUAUCAAACUACUGGCAAAAUGAACACCAUUAUUUAGAUAAAAAUACUAAAACCAAAGAUGCGUAUUUAACUGGAUAUUAUUCCCUGAUGAGAUUAGGAUUAAGAAUAUUAUCUGAACAGUCCCCUAGUUGUCAAUAUAGACCAAUCAAAGUACUAGAAGCUAAUUUAUUUUAUGAAUCUGAUCAUUUCCAUGGCUUAUUGGUGCUCUAUCAAGUUGAAGAUAUCCGCACAGGAAAAACUUUAAAUAUGGAAACUCAUAUGCAUCCAAAGACGCAUUAUUCUGUGUUAAAUCCUAUAGGUAAUAUAGGCAGACUCUCAACUCUAGAUGUGGGUACGAAUUUUGAUCCAAAGGAACUGAUAUUUCGAAACUAUGCAUCUUUAAUAGGUCCAUAUGAUGAACCUGUUUUACGCCAUGUUUGGGGACCAGGUGAUGAAUUUGUGAUAUCUAUUGCAUGGAUUGAUCCAACUAAUGUGAUAGCUGCCUCAUAUGAUGUUAAAAUUCCAGCAGCCUCUCAUAUAGGAAACCAAAAUCCUUCAUUAAAAAAUCCAUUACGGCCUGGAGUUUGGACAGUCCGACUUAUGGAAAAUUUAAAACUCGUUGCUGAAACUAAGUUUCUUAUUUUUCCCCUGCAGUUUUAUCAGGCUAAAGUUAUAACCACUAGUGAUAUACAUCAGGCACAUCGCGGACCUGAGGGUUUCUAUGCUAAAAAAGAUUUUUCAGAAUUAAGAAGUGUUCUUAAAGUGCCAAAGGAUGAAGGCUUAGAAAUGGAAGCUUUGACUAACGCUAGGCGAGUGGGAAGAGAUCUGGAAAAGUGGAUUGAUGAGCUCUCUCCUUUGUUCUGGCAAGUUCAGAAAACUUGUUCUAUUGAAGGAGUUAGCAAGAGUUGUCCUCAAGUGGAAUGGUGUCGAACUUCUUCCUGGAGUUCCAGAUCUCCAGAUCCAAAGUCUGAACUUUCAUCAAUUGAUGCUAAAUUAAAACAACUGCGAAGAUGA